AUGCUGAUUACUGACUAUGAGGUUUUUAAAAAUGAAGACAUCGUAGACCACGAUUACAGAGUAAGGGAUGGGGAGGUGUGGAAAACUUCUCCAGUGAAUGCUGGGACUGAAGACUGCUUAUUGUCUUCUGAGUUUUAUGCUGAGCAAGAUGCCCAAGGGAAAGAAAGCCAAGGGAAGAAGGUGGCCCCGGCCCCCGCCGUCGUGAAGAAACAAGAGGCCAAGAAGGUGGUGAACCCUUUGUUUGAGAAGAGGCCUAAGAACUUCGGCAUUGGGCAGGACAUCCAGCCCAAACGAGACCUCACACGCUUCGGCAAAUGGCCCCGGUACAUUCUGCUGCAGCGGCAAAGGGCCAUCCUCUGUAAGCGGCUUAACGUUCCUACUGCCGUUAACCAGUUCACCCAGACCCUGGACUGGCAAACAGCUACCCAGCUGCUCAAGCUUGCCCACAAGUACAGGCCAGAGACAAAGCAGAAGAAAAAGCAAAGACUGUUGGCCCGUGCUGAGAAGAAGGCUGCUGGCAAAGGGGACGUCCCAACUAAGAGGCCACCUGUUCUUCGAGCAGGAGUCAAUACAGUCACCACCUUGGUGGAGAACAAGAGGGCUCAGCUGGCGGUAAUCGCCCACGAUGUAGUCCUCACUGAGCUGGAUUGCCCACCAUGUAGACCCUAUUGA
Cricetulus griseus (Chinese hamster) is the source of this 672-nucleotide messenger RNA. The record is from RefSeq and is a predicted model, not a curated record. Lineage: Eukaryota; Metazoa; Chordata; Mammalia; Rodentia; Cricetidae.